Molecule: messenger RNA, 633 nt
Organism: Colletotrichum destructivum
Lineage: Eukaryota; Fungi; Ascomycota; Sordariomycetes; Glomerellales; Glomerellaceae
Product: Putative extradiol ring-cleavage dioxygenase, class III enzyme, subunit B
Exons: 4
Coding region: 1-633 (210 amino acids)
Molecular function (GO): zinc ion binding; ferrous iron binding; oxidoreductase activity, acting on single donors with incorporation of molecular oxygen
Source: RefSeq, a predicted model, not a curated record
AUGGCCCGCGCACCUGUAAUUUGCAUAACCCAUGGCGGAGGUCCGAUGCCAAUCGUCGGCCCCGUGUUAGGCGACAAGGGACAUGGCAACAUAAACGCAACACUCAGUAACCGGGUCCCAGCAUUAUUAAGGUUGGGCACUCCAGACGCCCCGAAAGCAAUCGUUGUCGUCACACCGCACUGGCGCCCUGAUCAGCCGACUGUGACAGGGGCUGCUGAACCUCCGCUCUACCACGAUUUUGAGCCUGAUCAUCCGCCGCAAAGCUGGAACAUAUGCUACAAGGCGCCGGGGUCACCGGAAAUCGCUGAUAAAAUCUGUGAGUUGCUGCGGAAUGCGGGCUUACCGCCAGUGAAAGACGUAGAAAGAGGCCGGUACCAUGGCUUUUUCGUGCCAUUUCUGCUUAUCAACCCCAAAGGCGAUAUACCGUUGGUUCAGCAUUCCAUUCUGUCUACAGAGGAUCCAGUUCAGCACCACAGGAUCGGUGAGGUGCUGGCGCCUUUAACGAGACGAAAAUGUCGCCAUUGUGAGGUCAGCGAGAUACAACUAUGGUCUGGUCGGGUCCGCGAGUGGAUCAAAGCUCUGGCGGACGCUGUCCUGAAUAGAGAUCCCAAGGAGCGCCUUCGCAAGCUAUAG